Diorhabda carinulata is the source of this 810-nucleotide messenger RNA. Its product is annotated as protein FAM200A-like. The record is from RefSeq and is a predicted model, not a curated record. Bases 1 to 810 code for a protein of 269 amino acids. Lineage: Eukaryota; Metazoa; Arthropoda; Insecta; Coleoptera; Chrysomelidae. The transcript has 3 exons.
AUGUUACCUGCUGCUAUUAAAAUGGUAGAAAUGCUACAUGGAAGAAAAUAUGGUAAUGAUAUUCGAAAAAUUCCUUUGUCGAACGACACUGUCUCGAAUAGAAUUUCUGAUGUUAACAAUGAUCAAUUAGUACAACUUAUCAUAAGAAUUAAAGAAAGCCCAAAAUUUUCAAUUCAUUUGGACGAAACAACUGAUAUUACUAAAUUGGCUCAGUUGUUAGUAUAUGUCAGAUGCACAGAUGGUGCAAGAGCGAUGACGGGCAAAAAUAUUGGUUUCAAAUCAAUUUUUCAAGCUGCUCAUCAUGAUCAUAUAACUUUUACUCACUGCCUUAUUCUCCGAGAGGUUCUUGCAGCAAAAAAAUCACCACCAGAAUUGAACGAUGUGCUUCAGGAUGCAGUUAAGAUCAUAAAUUUCAUUAAGAGCCGUGCCGUUAACACCCGCUUAUUUUCAAAUCUCUGUAAGGAUACGGAUUCCAACUACACAACUUUUUUAUCACAUGCAGAAGUAAGAUGGUUGUCAAGAAGUCAAAGUUUAAGAAGAUUAUUGUUAUUAAAGGACGAGAUCGAAAUAUUUUUAACCGAACGAAAAUGCGCUCGAGACUGUUCCUUGAAAACUCGUCCUAUCGUAGAAAUACCCAUUCGUAUUCUCACACUGUUAUUUAACCUUGAAAGAAUAAAAAUAGAAAAUACCGACGGUUACAGGUAUUGUGAAGAAGAGCUCGGAUUACCAGAGCAGAUAAUGUCUGCAAGCACCGAGAUAGCAGGCACCCAUGCCCGGGUAUCUGGUUUGAUCAAAGUCGUAACGGGAUGA